Messenger RNA from Capsicum annuum, 1290 nucleotides. RefSeq names its product transcription factor MYB73. The transcript has a single exon. Gene Ontology annotation, cellular component: nucleus. Bases 319 to 1107 code for a protein of 262 amino acids. Gene Ontology annotation, biological process: regulation of DNA-templated transcription. NCBI's taxonomy places the organism in Eukaryota, Viridiplantae, Streptophyta, Magnoliopsida, Solanales, Solanaceae. Gene Ontology annotation, molecular function: DNA-binding transcription factor activity, RNA polymerase II-specific; RNA polymerase II cis-regulatory region sequence-specific DNA binding. The record is from RefSeq and is a predicted model, not a curated record.
AGAUCUACGCACCCUUUUUAGUUAUACAAAGUUAUAACCCCUACCAACUUUACACAAGGCUCUUUCCAAGAACCAACCCUUCACCACAGUCCAAAAAACUCCAAUUCUACCUAAAAGGGGCUAUAAAAAAAAAAUAAAAAUAAAGCCAUUCCCUUACAUUCAUGCAUUUCUUCCUCACAUAAAUCUCUAUAUAUACACCCUUUACAUCACUUAACCCCACUAAUUAACUCACAAAACUAACCAUUCUUAUUAUUAUUAUUAUUCACAUAUAUCACCUUCAAUUAUUCAACCUCCCAUUUUCAAAAAUCCCCCUAGCUAAUGGACUUCUUUAAUAGGUGUUCUACAUCCACUUCUUCAUCUUCAGAAUCAUCGUCAUCUGAAUCAACACCGCGUAAUGAUAACAAAGCAGAGAAGAUAAAAGGACCAUGGAGUGCUGAAGAAGAUAAGAUAUUAACGAAACUUGUUGAACGUUACGGUGCACGUAACUGGUCUUUGAUAAGUAAAUAUAUUAAAGGUAGGUCUGGCAAAUCUUGCAGGCUUCGUUGGUGUAAUCAGUUAAGUCCCAACGUUGAACAUCGACCAUUUUCUCCAUCUGAGGAUGAGACCAUACUAGCUGCUCAUGCUAAAUAUGGCAAUCGUUGGGCUACCAUUGCACGUUUACUACCGGGUCGGACUGAUAAUGCAGUUAAAAAUCACUGGAAUUCAACGUUAAAAAGACGUUAUCAACAAUUGCUUCAGCAGCAAAAUUCGGGUCAAAUGGUUAACGGGUUGGAAUUCCGGUCCGGGUCAGGAUCCGGGUCGGGUAUGGAGUAUAUGAAUGUUGAUGAGAGUCCAAAGGGGAAUACCAACAAUUAUGCUACAACAAUGACGACGAUGGCUCAGUGUAAUUAUACAAGUGGGGUUUGGAGGAAUAAUAAUAAUAACUACGGUGGCGGUGAAUGUGAUGAUCCAAUGACGACUUUGUCCUUGGCACCACCGGGGAUGGCCGGAGAAGAGAUGCCGGAGAGGAAAACGGAGAGUUUUCCGGCGGGAUUUUGGGAUGUAAUGAGAGAUGUGAUUGCUAAAGAAGUGAGGGAAUAUGUUGCUUCUACGGGGUUUCCUAAUUAGAAUAUAAAAAAAUAAUUGUCUUUUUUUAAAAAAAAAAAUUAUUUGUCAAUUUUAAAGUUGGCUUUAAGCUUUGAUAAUCACUUUUAAUUGUUGAUAAGUUUGCUUAUAAAUUGAUUAAUUAUAUGUUAAAUAUGUUCUGGAAGCUUAAUCUUGAAUUCCAUCCUUAUCAACUCUUUUUAAGUA